This is a messenger RNA of Dromiciops gliroides (monito del monte), 3751 nucleotides long. RefSeq names its product DNA ligase 3 (gene LIG3). The coding region runs from base 148 to 3168 and encodes 1006 amino acids. Gene Ontology annotation, molecular function: DNA ligase (ATP) activity; ATP binding; DNA binding. Gene Ontology annotation, cellular component: DNA ligase III-XRCC1 complex. NCBI's taxonomy places the organism in Eukaryota, Metazoa, Chordata, Mammalia, Microbiotheria, Microbiotheriidae. Gene Ontology annotation, biological process: DNA recombination; DNA biosynthetic process; lagging strand elongation. The transcript has 20 exons. The record is from RefSeq and is a predicted model, not a curated record.
GUGUCCAAGGACCCGGAUUUACAGUGAUCCUCGGCUUAACUCUCUCCGGCACGAGGCCUCUCCGCCGGCAAGACUCCGGCUUGUCUUCAGCUCCGGAGCCGGGCUUGGUCUGGUCGGAGCCGGGAGACAAAUGAGACAGGCAGCUGUAUGCCGCUGGCUUUGGCUGUCCUCUUCCAGCAGACUUGCAGAGUUCUUGGCCGAAGGGAAGUACCACGUCUGCUCCAAGAGCCAUUACCUUGGCACUUAAGUAGCCAGCUCUCCAGUGUGUCAGAUGCUGGUCUCUUUCAUGGGUCCCGGCUCCUUGUGAAAAAGAGGCCUUCUCUCUGGGUCAGGGGGGGCAUCCCAGGACCAUGGACUACCCACUUUGCCUUCCUGCCGGUGUCACAUGUGGGCUUCUGCACAGGUGCUUCUGAGAUGGCUGAACAGCGAUACUGUGUGGACUAUGCCAAGCGCGGCACAGCUGGCUGCAAGAAAUGCAAGGAGAAGAUUGUGAAGGGCGUGUGCAGAAUAGGUAAAGUGGUGCCCAACCCCUUCUCAGAAUCUGGGGGUGACAUGAAGGAAUGGUACCAUGUCAAGUGCAUGUUUGAGAAGCUGGAACGGGCCCGGCCUACCACCAAGAAGAUUGAGGAUCUGACAGAACUGGAGGGCUGGGAAGAACUGCAGGACACAGAGAAGGAUCAGAUCAACGGGCACAUUGCAGCACUGUCCUCAAAAGCGGCCAGCACACCAACAAAGAAAGCCACAGUCCAGGCCAAGCUGACCCCCGCCGGCCAGGUGAUUUCUCCACACAAAGGAGCCUCCUCAGUCACUAACAGCAAUCCCCGGAAAUUCUCUGGUUUCACAGCAAAACCAGGCACCUCCAACGAGCCCCUCCCCAGCCUCGCCCCCAAGCCCACCCUGUCGGCUGGCAAGUGUGACCCCAAGCACAAGGAUUGCUUGUUGCGGGAAUUUCGGAAACUCUGCACCAUGGUGGCUGAGAAGCCCAGCUACAAUGUGAAGACGCAGAUCAUCCAUGACUUUCUACAGAAAGGUUCAGGCGGCGAUGGUUUCCAUGGCGAUGUGUACCUGACAGUAAAGCUGCUCCUGCCAGGUGUCAUUAAAAGCGUUUACAAUCUGAACGACAAACAGAUUGUGAAGCUUUUCAGUCGGAUUUUUAACUGCAGUCAGGACGACAUGAUCCGGGACUUAGAGCAGGGAGACGUGUCAGAGACAGUGCGCGUGUUCUUCGAGCAGAGCCGGUCCUUCCCACCAGCAGCUAAGAGCCUCCUCACCAUACAAGAAGUAGAUGAGUUCCUCCUUCAGUUGUCCAAACUCACGAAAGAGGAUGACCAGCAAAAUGUGCUACAGGACAUUGCCUCCAGGUGUACCGCUAAUGACCUCAAGUGCAUCAUCAGGCUCAUCAAGCAUGACCUCAAGAUGAAUUCGGGUGCCAAGCACGUGCUGGAUGCCCUGGACCCUAAUGCCUAUGAAGCCUUCAAGGCCUCAAGGAACCUUCAGGAUGUGGUGGAGCGUGUCCUGGCAAACCAGCAAGAGUCUGAGAAGUCACCGGGUAUGAAGCGGACACUUAGCGUGCAGGCAGCUCUUCUGACCCCUGUGCAGCCCAUGCUGGCUGAGGCCUGCAAAUCUAUUGAAUAUGCAAUGAAGAAAUGUCCCAACGGGAUGUUCUCUGAGAUCAAGUAUGACGGGGAGCGGGUGCAGGUGCACAAGAAGGGCAAUCACUUCAGCUACUUCAGCCGUAGCCUCAAGCCUGUCCUACCUCACAAAGUGGCCCAUUUUAAGGACUACAUCCCCCAGGCAUUCCCAGGGGGCCAGAGCAUGAUCCUAGAUGCCGAAGUCCUUCUGAUUGACACCAAAACAAGCAAACCUCUGCCCUUUGGGACUCUGGGUGUGCACAAGAAAGCUGCUUUCCAGGAUGCCAAUGUGUGCUUAUUUGUGUUUGACUGCAUUUACUUCAAUGACAUCAGCCUGAUGGACAGGCCAUUGUGUGAACGUCGGAAGUUUCUCCAAGACAACAUGGUUGAAAUUCCCAAUCGGAUUCUUUUCUCUGAAAUGAAGCAUGUCACGAAAGCUUCAGACUUGGCUGAUAUGAUCAACCAUGUCAUCCGGGAAGGACUGGAAGGACUAGUGCUGAAGGAUGUGAAGGGCACCUAUGAGCCAGGGAAGCGACACUGGCUGAAAGUGAAGAAGGACUACCUGAAUGAGGGGGCCAUGGCUGACACGGCAGAUCUGGUGGUCCUUGGGGCCUUCUAUGGGCAAGGGAACAAAGGUGGCAUGAUGUCCAUCUUCUUGAUGGGCUGCUAUGACCCCAGCAGCCAGAAGUGGUGCACAGUCACCAAAUGUUCAGGAGGCCACGAUGAUGCCACCCUUGCCCGCCUGCAGAAUGAGCUAGACAUGGUGAAGAUCAGCAAGGAUCCCAGUAAGAUUCCCAGCUGGCUGAAAAUCAAUAAGAACUACUACCCGGAUUUCAUCGUCCCGGAUCCAAAGAAAGCUCCUGUUUGGGAGAUCACAGGGGCUGAAUUCUCUAAGGCUGAGGCCCACACGGCCGAUGGCAUCUCUAUCCGUUUCCCCCGCUGUACCCGAAUUCGUGAUGAUAAAGAUUGGAAGUCGGCCACCAACCUCCCACAGCUUAAGGAGCUGUACCAGCUUUCCAAGGAAAAGGCCGACUUCACCGUGGUGGCUGCAGAUGAGGGCAGCUCUGUGGCUAGCGGCAGCAGUGGAGAGAAUGAGGGCGGCUCAGGGCCUUCCACCCCUCGAACAGCCUCCAAAGCAUCCCCCAGGAAGGCCCCUGCCCCGGCCAGGAAGGCAGAAAGAAAGAUGAAUGCCCCCCCCAGUAAAGCAGGCAACAAGCCGACUGUGAAACCUUCCCCUGGGAAAGUGGAGGAGAAGAAAGGGGAAAAAAGGAAGGCGCCUGAGGAAGACAUGAGCCAAAAGAAGGCGCUGCUGGACAUCUUCACAGGUGUGCGGCUUUAUCUGCCGCCCUCCACACAGGAUUUCAGCCAGCUCCGCCGCUACUUCGUGGCAUUUAACGGGGACCUGGUCCAAGAGUUUGACACAGCCUCGGCUACACACGUGGUGGGAAGUGGGGACAAGAACCCUGAGGCCCAGCAGGUUUCCCCUGAAUGGAUCUGGGCAUGUAUCCGAAAAAGGAGAUUGGUGGCACCAUGCUAGGGCCCCCAGCGUGUCCUCCCCCAUGGGGCAGAUGUUACAAGGCCCCAGGGAAGGGACAGAAGAGCUGUGAUGAUUAUUCCUAUGCUGCUUGUGCCUGUCUUCCAAAGCCCAAUGUAGACCCCUGUCCCACCUGCUCUAGAGCUGAGGGAGGUGGGUCAGCGGACACUGGAGGUGAGAGGGAGGAAGGUGUGAAAUCUGUGUCUCAUUUGUCUGAAGAGAACUUUCAGAGUCAGGUGCUGGUUUUUUCUUUUUCUUUUUGUCUGAAGAUCCUGGGUAUUUUUAAAUAAAGACGCUCUUGAGAGUGGCUUCACCCUUCUGCCUGGUGCUGGUGCUAGUGCUCUUGGCCAGGUAGGAGAGGAGAGGAAAUGGAGGGGGGGGCUGAGGCAGAACUCCGUGCUCCAAGAGGGAGGGGUGGCUUCUGCCCUCUCACCAUUUCCCACUAAAUACUUUUUAGAAGUACUUAAAAAGACUUUACAGGGUACUUUUUUAAAAGAGGAAAAUGCAGGUCUGUGUGGCCUGGCCCACCCUUUGUCAGGUGGUGUCAGUUUUUAAAGAUUAGCAGAAUAAACUCCUAUGAAAGAUG